AUGCAGGUCAGAUUAUGGGUAGUAACCGUCAGCCUGGUGGAAAAAGAAUACGAGUUCAAGUCACUGCUACUUCAUGACAUAGAGAAGGUUCAAAGCGUGGAAUCAAGAAGAUACGUCAAGGAAGACCAAAGAAAAGAUCGUAAAGCUUUAUCAGAGAAUCGACCUAAUGGUGUAAAAUAA
Molecule: messenger RNA, 180 nt
Organism: Dentiscutata heterogama
Lineage: Eukaryota; Fungi; Glomeromycota; Glomeromycetes; Diversisporales; Gigasporaceae
Source: the annotation of a GenBank genome assembly